AUGGAAAAAACCAAUAAAGUAGAUAUUUACCUGGAAGGAAAAAAAGUACCAUUAGGUAAUCUUCAUCCUAUUACCCAAAUUAUCCAAAAAAUUUAUGAUAUGCUUAUUCCUUUGGGUUAUCAAAUUGUAGAAGGAUCAGAAAUAGAAACCGAAGAGUAUAAUUUUAACAAGUUGAAUAUUCCGCCAGACCAUCCUGCCCGAGAUAUGCAUGAUACUUUCUAUCUCAAUAGUGAUUUAUUGUUACGUACCCACACUUCUAAUACUCAGGUGCGAAUAAUGGAAAGCAAUCCUAAUCAAGAAUUAAAAGUUGUUUCAGCAGGAAAAGUUUAUCGCCGAGACGAAAGUGAUAGAACUCACACUCACCAAUUUACCCAAUUAGAAGGUUUUGUGGUGGGAAAAAAUGUCAACUUUUCUCAUUUGAAAGGAACCUUAGAGUUAAUUUUAAAAAAAAUCUUUGGUAGAAAACAUCCGCUUCGUUUUCGCCCCGCUUACUUUCCUUUUACCGAGCCAAGUGUGGAAGUAGAUGCUGGUUGUGUUGCUUGUCAAGGUAAAGGCUGUAACAUUUGUAAACAAACUGGUUGA
Molecule: messenger RNA, 582 nt
Organism: Ambispora leptoticha
Lineage: Eukaryota; Fungi; Glomeromycota; Glomeromycetes; Archaeosporales; Ambisporaceae
Source: the annotation of a GenBank genome assembly